Messenger RNA from Thalassophryne amazonica, 1815 nucleotides. Its product is annotated as fibulin-7. Lineage: Eukaryota; Metazoa; Chordata; Actinopteri; Batrachoidiformes; Batrachoididae. The record is from RefSeq and is a predicted model, not a curated record. The transcript is spliced from 8 exons. The coding region runs from base 151 to 1482 and encodes 443 amino acids. Gene Ontology annotation, molecular function: calcium ion binding.
UCUCUCGCACACACCUGAUGAGCAUCCUCCAAAACUCUGAAGUCAGGGGACGGAACUUCAAGAUCAGACCGCAGUUCUUUCUCGGAUUUGAUGGAAAACACACAUGAGAGCAGACUUGUGAAUCAGGGAGAAGAUUAACAGGGAGCACAGAUGACGCUGUCUCUUCCACCCCGGUGUUUGCUUUUGCUGUGUUUGACGUCUGUCUGCAGCACUCACGCUGCUGUGCAGACGUGCAUGGAUAAGCACCAGGUGGUUGGACUCCUCCGUCAAAUGGAGAAGUUUCUGAAAGGCCAAGAGGUGCGGUUUGCAGAGGGCAUCCGGAUCAUGAAGUCAAAGCUGGCCGCGCUUCACAACUCUGUCUCCAAGUUGCCUCAAGCAGACCAGUCAGCUGCUCCGACCACCUGCUUGUCCCUGGAAGCACCUGCUCAUGGUACAAAGUUUGGCUCAAAGUAUUUUGUUGGACAUGAGGUCCACUUCACUUGUUCCCCGGGCUACCAUCUCACCGGUUCUGCGACUCGUGUUUGCCAGGACAAUGGCAGCUGGACUGGCGUCAGUGCCGUCUGUAAAGACAUUAGUGAGUGUGCGAGUAACCCCUGUCAAAAUGGAGGCACGUGUGUUGAAGGUGUUAACCAAUAUAAAUGUACCUGCUCCCAGAACUGGAGUGGUUCACACUGCCAGGACCAAACACAGACAGCGCCACCUGAGUGGAGUGUCAUGAAUGAGCCAGCGUUCAGUCGCAGACCUCGUUGUACCCAAGUGAACCAAGCCCAGCACUGUAGCUGUGAUGCAGGUUUUCACAUGAGCGGCACCUCAGACAACAGCAUAUGCCAAGAUGUGAAUGAAUGUGAAGUGUACCGGCUGGACCAAGGACGGAAGCUGUGCAUGCAUCAGUGCGUGAACAUUCCAGGCUCCUACCGCUGCUCUUGCCCCACCGGCUACAAGUUGCUCCUAGAUGAGCGGAGCUGUGAGGAUGUGGAUGAAUGUUUAAGCCAACAGCACAACUGCAGUCGCGGAACAACUUGUAUUAACACAGGGGGAGCCUUCCAGUGUGUCAACCCAGAGUGUCCCCGCUCUCACGGCAACACCAGCUAUGUUAAGACGUCUGCUUUUCAGUGUGAGAGAAACCCGUGUCCCAUAGGCAGCCGUUCUUGUCACUUGGCUCCAAAGACCAUGUCUUUCCACUACCUGUCUCUGCCCUCCAACCUGCAAACUCCCGCCACCCUUUUCCGGAUGGCCACUGCCACUGCUCCCGGGCGCACGGGGCCUGACAGCCUGCGCUUUGGCAUCGUGGGCGGAAACUCUCGAGGUACUUUUGUCAUGCAGCGCUCAGACAGACAGACUGGAGAGCUGAUCCUGGUUCAGCCGCUGCGUGGGCCGCAGGAAGUCAGCGUGGAUGUGGACAUGUCUGAGUACAGUGAGCGCACCUUUCAGGCCAAACACGUAGCAAGGGUCAAUGUUCUGGUUUCACCUUACAACUUCUGAAAGCUUCCAUAGGAAGAGUAUGUGCAAAGAAACAAUGAGACGUGCAGUGGGCAAUUAGUUGACUGACUUUUUUCCUUUUAUUAUUAUUAUUAUUAUUGCAAUCAAACCCUGCAUGUGCAGUUGUUUCAGUAUUUAGCACCCCUUCACGGAGCUGGGAGUAAUUCACCUGCUGACCUGACUGCUUAGAAUGAAAAAUUUGUAAACUUUGCUGUAGAUUCUUGGGCAUGUGGUUGCUUGUCCACAGUGUAACAUCAUGUUUUAUCAAAAAUGUUUUGUUCAGUGGCCAAAUAUGUGCUGAAGAUUGAAAAUAGAAAAACAUAUGUUUCAUUAUGA